CGGAAUCUUAUCGCUCUCGUUCGGUUCGGUUCAGUUCGGCCAAACCAAAACCAAACCCCCAGACUGAAAACCGAAACCGCAACACGAGUCCCACACACCGAAGCUCGUCGUGGGAAGUCGUGGCGGCCCGAAGAACAAGUCAUCUAAUAGUAGGCCCCGUACUACGGAUGGUACUCGUACUCGUAGCAACAGCAACAGCAACAGCAAACAGAAAACAGCAUAGCAGCAAAGCAGCAAAGUGAGGCCAUAGCCAUAGCCACAUCACCGACGCAGUAUCACCGCACAGUUAUAGCAUACGACCACGUCAAUACGAGCGCACAAAUGCCAACACCGUCAGCACACAUACGACCACAAGCCACUUAGUAGUAGCUGCUGCUGCUGCUGCUGCUGCUCUAUUCCCAACAACAAGUUGGCCCAAAAGCAAACCCCAGAGACAGCAAGAGCAAGAGCCAAGAGCCGCCAGAGACAAAACCAACGCAGCGAACGCAGCGAACGCAACCCUCUCCAAGCUCUCUGUUGCCGCUCUCCGUUUUGGCCAAAUACCAAACCGGUCUUAAAAGGAGUCAAUCCCACUCUCUGGUUCUCUUUUGCACGCUCUCUGCUUCUCCUUUGGAUGCGAGAGCGGCGGCAAUAAGAAGCGCAAUUGGCUUUUUGCUUUUACUGCUGCGCAGUUAAGGAAAAAACGGUGAACUAAAGGCAGAGUGCUUAGGAAAGGAAAGGAAAGGAUAGGAAAGAAACAAAAUAAAAUUGAUUGCAAUUGAAAUGGCAGCCAUGGCAGCAGCAACAGUCAAUAGCCACAAAGGGCCCAAAUCCCGUCGCAACGAGCGCAACAUAUUGACCUUCUACGAGAAGAUCGCCGUUAUACGCUAUUACGAUGAGACAAACAUUUCCAGAAACAGCCUGGCCAAGAUGUUCCAUUGCUGUGCCACGCAGAUCCGACGCAUUCUGGACAAGAAGCAGGAGCUGCUGCAGCAAUUGGCCACGCUUAGCGAGGCGGAUGCCUCCACCAUCAUCGAGGAGAUGACGCGAAAGCGUCGCAAGUUCGAGAUGAGCGCCAUCAGCUUUCUGCUCCACGAGUGGGUGAAACGCUGCCGCCAGCUGCGCCUGAGCAUUAGUAUACGCAACCAGAAGCUGAAGGAGACGUCCCUGAAGAUGGCGGCCGUGCUGAACCUGCCCAGCUUUCGGCCAUCGUAUCGCUGGCUGAAUCGCUUCCGCAGCAAGUACAAGUACGAGGCAGAUGAGUUGGGCUAUCAGGGAAGCGAUAGUGUAACACAGGAGCUGCCUGUCGAGGAGAUCAUUGUGGAGUUUAAGCAUUCACUGCCCAAUUUCAUGCAAAGGGAGCUGCUGGAAGCCGAUGGGGAUACCAGCAAGGACCUGGUCAACCUAUCGAGUGAGAACAGCCUGAUGUCCGACACAGGGCCAGAGCGCUUUGACGAGGACAAUGUGGAGGAGGUCACCUGUGAACCUAGUGUACUGCUCUCACCGGCUGCCUCGCCUGAUGCCACGGACCACCCAGAUCAAGACCCACCAGGGGAGGAUCCUUCAGACAGCAUGCAAAUUAAUGCCGGAACCACCACUCUACUCAACGGAGUGUUCCCCCACCUGGCCAUCAUCCACCAAUUCGCUUUGAUGAACUCAGACAUACAGGCCCUGGAGCUGAUCUCACAGCUAGGCGUGCACAUGCAGCAGCAGGCCACGAGCGGUGCCUAUAGCACACUUUCGCUGGCGGCAGGCACUGAAGGAGGGGCUGACGAGGGGCUCAACUCCAUGCCGGAGCUACCGCCGGGAAGUAUCUACGCGGACAUUGAUGACAUAGAGUUGAUCGAAUAGGAAUUACCAAAACUAAUCUUAAAUCUACAUUUAAGCCACGCUUUUGUUGGCCUAAGAGUCCAGCCAUAAUAAAAAUACAAUUAUUUAUAUAGAA
Molecule: messenger RNA, 1924 nt
Organism: Drosophila persimilis
Lineage: Eukaryota; Metazoa; Arthropoda; Insecta; Diptera; Drosophilidae
Gene: ebd2
Exons: 3
Coding region: 763-1830 (355 amino acids)
Molecular function (GO): DNA binding
Source: RefSeq, a predicted model, not a curated record